CACUGCCGGAAAAUCGAUUCAUGCUACCAGCUGCUACACUCGUUCGUAUCCUGACGUUUCUAACUUUUGUUUGAAUAGUAACCUACCUCUCGUGUCCAUUGUUAUAAUGGCUCUACUGGCGGUGAUAGUAAUUAACACGCUCGUUGUAGCUGGCAAACUAAAUCUAGCGGAUGCGAAAGGACCACACCAUCCGGGAGGCGGCUAUUCGGCUAGGAGUCGAAAGCUGGAUGAGCAUUUGCAUGCUCAAGAUAAUCACAUUCAGCAGGAUUUAAAACACCUUUCCAUUGGAGAGGAUGAGCUGGCUAAAAUGUCCGAAGAGGAAAAGAACUUUUAUUUCUUCAAACUACACGAUUCCGACAACAACGAUCAUCUGGAUGGACUGGAAAUCCUGCAUGCUGCCACGCAUCACGCCGACGGUCAUGUUCACAAACUUGAUCGCGAGGAUGAACCUGAUUCUACCGAGAAUUCCGUGAUUGAUGUCAUUGAUGAUUUUUUAGCAUACGCCGACUUGGAUCGAAAUGGUUUACUGACAUACCCCGAAUAUAUGACAGCUAUAAAUAACGAUGAAUGGAAUAAAGUAGUGGAUUCGAAGGAAUCUUCGCUAGAUUCCAGCUAGAUUUAACAAAACGAAUCCUGUUCAUCAUUUGUA
This is a messenger RNA of Topomyia yanbarensis, 649 nucleotides long. Its product is annotated as multiple coagulation factor deficiency protein 2 homolog. The record is from RefSeq and is a predicted model, not a curated record. Gene Ontology annotation, molecular function: calcium ion binding. Lineage: Eukaryota; Metazoa; Arthropoda; Insecta; Diptera; Culicidae. The coding region runs from base 107 to 616 and encodes 169 amino acids. The transcript is spliced from 3 exons.